AUGGCAUCACCAAUAACAACGGAUACAAAGGAGAUUCGUCCUAUCGAUCCUGAUUCUACUUCGCUUCUCUAUGUCAAUCUUCAGGAUAAUCUUGAACCAUUCACCGUCGUUUGGGCUGACACCCAAAUUAAUAAAUCAGAAGACUGUUUAAAGACUCAAGACAAUCUGCAACGUAUUAUCAAUUGCCUCAAAUUAUUUGAUGAUGCUCAGAAAUGUAUUUUAUUUGUCGAAAAUACAUCGAAUGAUGAUAUCAUUUUUCUAAUCGUUUCUGGAGAACUUGGUAACACUAUCCUUGCUUCUCUUCAUGCGCUGCCACAAGUUGCAUACGUUUAUGCUUUCUGUUUUGAGUCUGCAAUUCACGAGCAAUGGACAAAACACUAUGAAAAAAUCCGCGGCGUUUUUACUGAUAAAAAUCUUUUAUUCGAACAAAUUAAAAUGGAUGUCAAAGCUCAGUGUUCUCGAUGGUCUUUCACAACUGAACACACGUUCACUAACCCAUCAAAAUCAACUUUUAGUCGGGUUCCAAAGUAA
This is a messenger RNA of Adineta steineri, 531 nucleotides long. Lineage: Eukaryota; Metazoa; Rotifera; Eurotatoria; Adinetida; Adinetidae. The record is from the annotation of a GenBank genome assembly.